CGCACCAAACACUUCACUUUUACUGUCUCUCAUCUGCCAGGUUGUCAGGGUGAACCAUGAGUAGCUUUGUCACUUUAUCUACAGGGCAGAGGAUGCCCCUGGUGGGACUGGGCACAUGGAAGAGUGCUCCAGGACAGGUGAAGCAGGCAGUGCUGGCAGCUUUAGACUCUGGGUACAGACACAUUGACUGUGCAGCUGCAUACAGUAAUGAACAGGAGGUGGGAGAGGCUCUGGCUCUGAGGCUCGGGAAGGCUCUGCGUCGUGAAGAGGUGUUUGUGACAUCCAAACUGUGGAACACCAAGCACCACCCAGAGGAUGUAGAGGAGGCCUGUAGGACCAGCCUGUCUGACCUGGGCCUCUCCUAUCUGGACCUCUACCUCAUGCACUGGCCCAUGGCUUUUCAGAGGGGGAAAGAGCUGAUGCCUCGACGAGAAGAUGGGAGUGUGUGUUACUCUGACACACACUACAGAAACACUUGGAAGGCAAUGGAGAGCUUGGUGGAUAAAGGACUGGUCAAGGCUAUAGGACUGUCCAACUUCAACGCCAGGCAGAUUGAUGAUAUCAUCAGUGUGGCCAGACACAAACCUGUGGUGAACCAGGUGGAGUGCCAUCCAUACUUGUCUCAGCAAGAUCUCCUGGCUCACUGUCGGUCUGUGGGAGUUGCAGUGACAGCCUACAGUCCUCUGGGCAGUGGGGACAGACCCUGGGCCUCUCCUGAUGAACCAAGUCUGUUGGAGGACCCACGACUAGGAGCCAUCGCCCACAAAUACCAGAAAACACCUGCUCAGGUCAUUCUCAGGUGGCAUGUUCAGAGGGCUGUGGUUUGUAUCCCUAAAAGUGUGACACCUUCCAGGAUCCAGCAGAACCUGCAGGUGUUUGACUUUUCCCUUUCAGACAACGACAUGAUUCUAAUUGAAUCUUUCAACCGCAAUGAGCGGUUCAUCGUCCCAGCUGUUGAGGUGGGCUGCUGCUCUUAUGACAGGUUGAUUUUAAAUACAUUUGUGCUCUAUAAGUGUGACCAGACACCAUAUAUUACUCAUGUUUAUGCGCAACAGCUAUUUCCGUCCAAACUGCGGCAGACUCCCUCUGGGACAGCACAUGGCUGAAACAUCCUCCACAAAUCUCUGAUAUGCACAGAGCAGAGAUCCUGUUUCUUAAAGAGCUACUGAUUAAUUUGGUUCAGACUGAUAUGUCUGGAGUUAUGUUCUAUGUUCAGAAACAGAUGAUCACACAUUAUAGUACAAG
Messenger RNA from Sphaeramia orbicularis (orbiculate cardinalfish), 1245 nucleotides. It is a transcript of the gene akr1a1a, whose product is annotated as aldo-keto reductase family 1, member A1a (aldehyde reductase). Gene Ontology annotation, molecular function: alcohol dehydrogenase (NADP+) activity. Gene Ontology annotation, biological process: aldehyde catabolic process. The transcript has 7 exons. The coding region runs from base 57 to 1106 and encodes 349 amino acids. Lineage: Eukaryota; Metazoa; Chordata; Actinopteri; Kurtiformes; Apogonidae. The record is from RefSeq and is a predicted model, not a curated record.